AUAGUAAAUGUGUAACAAAAAUAGAAUACUAUAUUUGGGUGAUUGAGAAAACGCUUAAGUAGUUUGUUGUGAGGGGGACAGUACUAAAUGACGGACACAAUUCCGGCGAUGCUGUUGACGGUGACAGAUUCUACACUACAGCCUCAGUCUGAGCGAAAACAAGGACAAUGACAUCUUUGGUGGAAUAUGAAGAUUCCGAUUCCGAGAAUGAUAGAAGUGGACCAGAGAACCCAAGAUGUUCAAGCGUAACCCUAAAUGGUUGUGAACCUAAUAUUUCAGGAUGUUCAUCUUUGUACAGUGAAGCAGAUUGUUUUCAGGAUGUAUCUAGACAUGCAAUAAGACAUAAUCUUAACAUAACCUCUAGUGUAAGCACUCAAGUAGAAAGUGUGCACAAAGUACAAAAUGUUCAGUUUUCUUUGCAUUCAUAUCAUAAUGUUAACCAAGGAACAGGACAAAGAUAUGCACAGGUGGAGCACCGUCCUCCGGCUCACAACAUUCAGAAACGAUCAUUUCAGCUGAAAGAUGGUAAUCCAAGAGCAGUGAAGCCUUAUGUACCUAAAAGACUGAGGGUAGGACCAUCUGUGUGUGGCAUGGACUCAGGGAACUCUUCUGGAAAUGAAGUGAACACAAUGGGCGAAGCGGAUUCUGCCAUAUUGUCAGAGGCUUCUGUAACACUGCGCGCACAUCUUGGCACACGAUAUGCUGCCACUGAAAUUCCUAGAGCAGUACUUUUCCAAAUGGCAGCUCAUCAGGGUCCAGUGAAUAAGGUCCAAUGGUGUCCUGUGCAGCAGUACAGCCAUCUUCUUCUUUCUGCUUCCAUGGAUCACACUGUAAAGAUUUGGAAUGCUGUUGACACAGGCAAAUGUCGGAAGACCUACACGUCUCAUGGAGGAGCUGUGCGGGAUAUUCAGUGGUCCCCUUGUGGCAGCCGCAUUCUCACUGGAUCAUUUGAUUCAGAGGCUCAUGUAACUGAUGUGGAAACUGGACAGCAACUGGAAAAACUGAGAAAUGAGUUUAAAAUCACUUGUCUGUCUUUCUUACCUGGAGAUCAGAAUAUCUUUGUAUGUGGAGGAUUCGGCCCAGAGGUGAAGGCGUGGGACACCCGCAUUGGCAAGGUCAUAAGGUCCUACAAGGCGAGGGUACAGCAAACACUGGACAUCCUGUUUCUCCCAGAGGGUCAAGAGUUUGUGACCAGCUCAGACUGUGUGAGCAGGGACUCUGCUGACCGAACAUUAAUUGCGUGGGAUUUUCAGACAGCUGCCAAAAUCUCCAAUCAGAUUUACCAGGAGCGCUAUACUUGCCCAAGUCUGACCCUUCACCCCAAAGAUGACGUCUUUGCUGCACAGACUAAUGGAAACUACGUGGCUUUGUUCUCAGCCCAGCGACCAUACAAAAUGAACAAGAAAAAGCGCUUUGAAGGCCACAAAGUUGAAGGCUAUGCUGUGAGCUGCGAGUUUUCACCAGAUGGCACCCUGCUCGCCACUGGCAGUUCCCAAGGCAUAGUAUACUUUUAUAGCUAUGCCACUUCCAGAAUGGUCCGAACUCUGUCUGCCCACAAACAAGCCUGUGUGUGUGUGACCUUUCAUCCUGUCCUACCAUCUGUUGCUGCAACAUGUGACUGGAGUGGCGAAGUUGCCAUUUGGCACUGACUUCACUUGUCUGGGAGGUCAUCAAGGAAAACAAGGUGCUUGGAUAGCCUCACUGAUGAAGGUCUACGCAAAUGUUUGCCACAUAAUCCUUGUGGACUGCUAUCACUUUUUCCAACUAGUCUUCUUAUUUAAUAGGAUUCUUAAGCAAUAAAAUGGGUUUUCUUGCUCCAGCUUGCAUUUUAGUGCUAUGGAUGGACCAGGAGAGUCAGAUGUGUCAGAGAUUUGCACUCGGUUACCUAAUUUGGUAAGCAGUUUGAUUGUCGACAAGCUCCAGUGGACAGACUUGUGGACUGUUCUGACUGAGUCAGCGGGGGGUGUCAAACUACAUGACAGGACUAGACUCCAUGCGAUUACACAAAUAAAGUUCACAACUGAAAAUUGCUGGAUGAAUCUUGGAGUGCGAUAGGGCAUAAGUUGAUUGUGCUAUAAAUAUUUUACCGAUAUGUUAAAUUAUUGAGGUGAGUUUACCGUUUACUUUGUGCAAAACAGCACCGUCUGCUAGGAGAUGGGGGGCAAUGUCCCACAUGCUCUUAGGGCUGAGAGACCACUGAAACUGAACUGAAAUCCAAUAUCAGUUCAAUCGCGAUGGCUACGUAUAAGGUUUGUGCGACAACUCGACAAUCAGAACGAAACCAGACAAACAAAGCAUCAGACUGGAGAGCACAAAGCUGCUGUGUCUGACCGCGCUACCAUCUUGAUUGAGCGAAAUAAUUUUAAAAAUCAAACAAAGAAAUAAAAAGAAAAUAAACUAAAGUGAAGGAAGCCAAACCAUAAGCCCUGACGGGCAGACCCUAGCAUUUAUAAAAUGUCAGUACACAACAAAGGCACCAACCAGCACCGCUUGCUAAGCCUAGUUCGGUAUUCCAUAUUCUCUCGUGUCUUCUACAGGAGCUCAGUGGAGUCCAUCCACACUGGCUGCUUAUAUCCUGACGUAGCACACGCAGCGCUGGACCACAAUGCAUGAAAGAGGGCGGUGAAGGAGAGGAUUAUCAGUACACAGCUCUUGUAAAGAACACGUCACAUGCAGCACAGGAUUAUCUAACACCUCGGCCUGGCAGCACAUCGGUGGCGAAUGGCGCCCGCCUCACCCGAUACUGAAGAGCUACUCCUGCCGACAGCUGAGUGGGUGUUUCUGCUUUUGUGUUUUUUAAAAUAUGUUUUUAUUGAUGCAUGUUGUAUUUAAUGUUUGAUGUUGUGUGAACGGUGUGCCCUUGGUAUUAUACUCCUGUAACUAGUCUGGGAGCGCGAACAGUAAACACCUCGUCGUACUUUUGCACACAAAAAUAAACUUGCAUGUGCGUGUUAACAUACACUUGGGAUUGCAAAGGAGAGCCCUAUUUCAUUCUGAUGAAAAUAAAUUGUUCAUUUUUCCUUGAACAGUGUGAGAAAAGACAACAUGAUAAAUUUAGAUAAAUGGUGUGUGAGUGAAAAGACCCCCAAAUCUAUUAGCGGAGGAUUCAGAAAGCAUCCCCUUAUAAUUAACAGACUGUUGCCGGCUUCUAUAGCAUAUUGGUAGACUCUGAUGUUCCACAUUUAGGGAAUUAAUUUUCUUUAGCAUUAUUAUUGCAUAGCGUAAGGUAAAGAACCUUGUCAGUGUAUAGUAAAGGAAUUUUAAUACUGGUGUUUUGCACUUGAGCCCCACAUCCAAUGUGUCACAGAGAGGAGAAUGUGGUUAGAUGUAAAUACUAGAGACGCUUAGGGGUGGAGGAGAAGGCAAAGCAAAGCUGGAUUUGAAAGGGCAGGCUUGAGUGGGUGGCAAAGGCACAGCGA
Messenger RNA from Erpetoichthys calabaricus (reedfish), 3419 nucleotides. RefSeq names its product WD repeat domain 25 (gene wdr25). The coding region runs from base 168 to 1649 and encodes 493 amino acids. Gene Ontology annotation, molecular function: protein binding. The transcript is spliced from 7 exons. NCBI's taxonomy places the organism in Eukaryota, Metazoa, Chordata, Cladistia, Polypteriformes, Polypteridae. The record is from RefSeq and is a predicted model, not a curated record.